UGUGGUGGGAGCAGUCGUUCGGUUAUUCGGUUUCAUUAUCAAUAGCAAAUACAAUUUCGUUUUCUUCAAGAAGGCGAGUAGCAGAUCGUUUCGACGAAAUAGGCAAAGCCCUGCGUGGCAUUGCCUGACACAUAAUAGACAUGUCAUGAAAAUAUAAAUGGAGGUGAGAGGUUUCUAAUCGGUGGGCGAAUAUUGUCUCCAUCAUUGAAAACCGUCGGGAGGAUUUUGUUGUCCAACGCAAGUAUGACCGGAAAACAUUUCAACGUCCACGAGGUGGGCUGUUGCAUCAAAUACUUUAUAUUCGGAUUUAAUAUCAUAUUUUGGCUGCUGGGGGUGGCAUUCCUGUCUGUGGCUCUGUGGGCCUGGAGUGAAAAGGGAGUUCUCUCCAACAUAUCCUCCAUCACAGAUCUGGGUGGGUUUGACCCAGUGUGGCUGUUUCUGGUGGUGGGUGGGGUGAUGUUCGUGCUAGGCUUCGCCGGAUGCAUCGGAGCGCUGCGUGAAAACUCCUUCCUUCUUAAGUUUUUUUCUGUGUUUCUUGGAAUCAUAUUUUUCCUGGAGCUGACCGCGGGAGUCUUGGCGUUCGUCUUUAAAGACUGGAUCAAGGACCAGCUCAAGUUCUUCAUCAACAACAAUAUCAGGGCCUACAGAGAUGACAUUGACCUGCAGAAUCUCAUCGACUUCACCCAAGAUUACUGGGAGUGUUGUGGGGCAUUUGGACCUGAAGACUGGAAUCUGAACAUUUACUUUAAUUGUACUGACACUAAUCUGAGCAGAGAGAAAUGUGGGGUUCCCUUUUCGUGCUGCACCAAGGAUCCUGCUGAGGACGUGAUCAACACACAGUGUGGAUAUGACAUUCGAGCGAAGGGUGACAAUGAACAGAAGAUGUUUAUAUAUACAAAAGGAUGUGUGCCUCAGUUUGAGAAAUGGCUACAAGAGAAUCUAACCGUAGUUGCUGGGAUAUUCAUAGGUAUCGCACUUCUCCAGAUAUUUGGGAUCUGUCUGGCUCAAAAUCUUCUGAGUGACAUUGAAGCGGUCAGAGAGAGCUGUUUGUUCACCUGAAACGCUUCAGCAGUUCCACAGACAGAGCCUACAUCCUUCUGUCACUCGGCAACAGAGCCGGAAGAUUGUCAUCACAGUAUCCUAGCAACCACUGAGGGAUUUCUUUCACAUACCUCUCUUGUGACAGCUGCAUUUUAAUGUUUCCACUGUAAAUGGCGCCCAUGAUUUGUUUUCCGUAGAAUUUAUUUCUAAACCCUUUCUUAAAUAUUGCACACAUGUAAAAAUGAACAGUAUUAACAUACUGACCAGAAACACGUCACGUUCUUUAUGAUUAGCUGCAAUUGUUGGUCUAUGCGCAUCAGCACAAGCCUUGUGUUUUUAAAGCCAGGGUGAGUUAAACAUAUUUGAGAGUUUCAGUUCUGUUCUUAGUCGAACUGGUUCGAAAGAAUGCGGCCUGUGUUUGGCGCCCCCUAAAGCUUUUCUGUGUAACUGCAGUUGAUCAGUCACGCAGUGGUUUUGUUGAUCACGAGUUGUUUUCAUGUUUGUAGACAUAUACAAACAUGUUCACACAAUAUUUACAAAAUGAAUAGGAGGCUUAAACAUCUGUGCAGAGAUUUUUGGUUCUGAUUUAAUAGAUUUAAAUCUGAGACUUAGAGUAUUAGUUUUCCCGAUGGCAGUAUCAAAUCAGGCCAAAAUUUCGAUAAGCAACAACCGGUAGGGUUGAAGAAUUGUGAAUAAUGUGCAUUUGAAAUGUGUGUUUUUCUGUGAGUUUUCACAAGCCCCGAAUUAGUGUAGGUUUAGUAUUUAGUGAACACAAUAGUUUUCUUCCAGAUAGUACAGUUUGAGGUCUACUGAAGACUACUUGAGUAUUUGGCUUUUCUCAUAACAUGAUAUGUACAUAAUUCAUAUUUGUUUAUUUUGUUCACAUUGUCAUAUUGUGUGUGUAGAUUAUCUAUAUUAUCUAAAUCGACUUUUUUUCAUCACAGAUGUAUUUGAAAACAUGAAGAAAAAAAUGCACUGCAUGCUUAAUUAAACAGUAUGUUCAGCUAUAUGGAAAUAUUUUUGUGAAUUGCAAUGUUUAUCUGUACUAGGGUUGGACAUUUUUGCCACGGUGUAAAUGUGUCACUAGAAUGUCUUCUUUUUUUUUUGCACUGAGAUUAUGCUCAAUUGACGGCUUUGAUUUAAAAAGUCAGAUUCUGGUGCUCUAUGAAUAGAAUGAAAACCAAAAUGGGUAUUUGGAUAUAUAAUCAUAUUUUACCUCAAAAAAAACAAUUCAUAGCACACUGCUGUACUGUUUAAGACACUAAAAUGCAUUAAAAAUCUUAUGGUAAUUUAAUUUUUUAUGCAAAACAAACUUUUACAUUUUUGGGGUAAAAUAUGAACCUCAUAUGCACUUGAAAGAUUCACCAACACACAUUACACAUCCAUGUAUUUCUGGCAUCAUGAUAGAAUUGAAAUCAUGACCAGACAAGAAUGUUUUGCUUUGAUUGUGAAAUGAAAAUCUCUGCAGCCUGUGGUUUUGUGACCUUUGUAAAAACAGAUUAUCUAACAGUCAGAUUAUUUGAGUAUAAUGUGAUCUGAUGAAUUCCUGUGGUUGUGUUAAUGCUUUUUUUAACAGUGCUUCACACUUUCCGCAUAUGUGUAACCUUUAUAUAGCGCAAUAUAUUUGUUUUUAGUUUAUCUGGAAUUUUGAGCUUUUGAAAAGUUGUUCAUAGUGACUGAACAAUGGAGAACAUAUACAUUUUAAUAAUUCAGAGAUGCAGAUAUUUCGUAAUCCAAGGGUCUGAAACAAAUCUCAUGUAAAUUUUGGUAGGCUGUUGAGUUUAUAAAAAAAGAAACAUUUCUGACAUUACUGUUUUCUCAUUAAAACUUGUCCUAGUAACAAUAAGAAGUGUUGUAAAAAAAUGUUUUUUUAUGAUUAAAAACUGGAAAACGUU
This is a messenger RNA of Triplophysa dalaica, 2936 nucleotides long. RefSeq names its product tetraspanin 5b (gene tspan5b). Lineage: Eukaryota; Metazoa; Chordata; Actinopteri; Cypriniformes; Nemacheilidae. Bases 244 to 1059 code for a protein of 271 amino acids. Gene Ontology annotation, cellular component: membrane. Gene Ontology annotation, biological process: protein localization to plasma membrane; protein maturation; regulation of vascular endothelial growth factor signaling pathway. The transcript is spliced from 9 exons. The record is from RefSeq and is a predicted model, not a curated record.